UGUUAUAGUGCGGAUGAAAGAUUUGAUGCGACAUUUCACACAAAUGUGCUGGUGAAUUACUCUGGAUCCUGCCAAUAUAUUCCUCCAGGCAUUUUGAAGAGCACAUGUUACAUUGAUGUCCGGUGGUUCCCCUUUGAUGUGCAGAAGUGUGAUUUGAAGUUUGGCUCCUGGACUCACAGUGGCUGGUUGAUUGACCUGCAGAUGCUCGAGGCUGAUAUUUCCAACUACAUCUCAAAUGGAGAGUGGGAUUUAGUGGGUGUGCCAGGAAAAAGGAAUGAAAUGUACUAUGAGUGCUGUAAAGAACCAUACCCAGAUGUGACAUACACCAUCACCAUGCGCCGACGCACCCUUUACUAUGGCUUGAACCUACUCAUUCCCUGUGUUCUCAUAUCUGGCUUGGCACUGCUUGUUUUCCUUUUGCCAGCUGAUUCAGGGGAGAAGAUUUCUUUAGGUAUCACUGUCCUGUUGUCCCUGACUGUAUUCAUGCUGCUUGUGGCUGAGAUCAUGCCUGCAACUUCUGACUCAGUUCCACUAAUAGCUCAGUAUUUUGCUAGUAUCAUGGUCAUCAUUGGUCUGUCUGUGGUGGUAACAGUGCUGGUUCUACAGUUCCAUCAUCAUGACCCACAAGCAGGAAAGAUGCCCAAAUGGGUCCGUAUCAUCCUGCUGAAUUGGUGUGCUUGGUUUUUACGAAUGAAAAAACCCAGGGAAAAUAUAGAGCCCCUGAAAUUUAAUUGUCCCAAGCACCAUCUGAGCGUAAGGAGCAUGGAGAUGAGUGUCCUCCCUGGGCACCAGUCCAGCAGUGGCAACGUGAUCUGUAGCUACCAUGCGAUAGAAAAUCUGUGCUGCCCCCAGAAGAAUGAUCUGGGUAGCAAGAGCAGAAAGAUUACUUGCACCUUACCAGAAGAUACUGAGCUUUUUCAAAAGGAAGAUUUAAUGGAUACUAUCCCAGUGAUUGUGAAGAUCCUGGAGGAAGUUCAGUUCAUAGCAAUGCACUUCAGGAAACAAGAUGAGGGUGAAGAGAUCUGUAGUGAGUGGAAGUUUGCAGCUGCUAUCAUAGACAGAUUAUGCCUGAUUGCAUUUACCCUUUUUGCCAUCAUUUGCACAUUUACAAUACUUAUGUCUGCUCCAAAUUUUAUAGAAGCUGUUUCAGAGGAAUUUGCAUAA
Molecule: messenger RNA, 1164 nt
Organism: Antrostomus carolinensis (chuck-will's-widow)
Lineage: Eukaryota; Metazoa; Chordata; Aves; Caprimulgiformes; Caprimulgidae
Product: neuronal acetylcholine receptor subunit alpha-7
Exons: 6
Coding region: 202-1164 (320 amino acids)
Biological process (GO): monoatomic ion transmembrane transport
Cellular component (GO): membrane
Molecular function (GO): transmembrane signaling receptor activity; extracellular ligand-gated monoatomic ion channel activity
Source: RefSeq, a predicted model, not a curated record